Messenger RNA from Drosophila gunungcola (fruit fly), 1271 nucleotides. RefSeq names its product probable ribosome production factor 1. Gene Ontology annotation, molecular function: rRNA primary transcript binding. The transcript has a single exon. The record is from RefSeq and is a predicted model, not a curated record. Gene Ontology annotation, cellular component: preribosome, large subunit precursor; nucleolus. Lineage: Eukaryota; Metazoa; Arthropoda; Insecta; Diptera; Drosophilidae. Gene Ontology annotation, biological process: maturation of 5.8S rRNA; maturation of LSU-rRNA. The coding region runs from base 42 to 1205 and encodes 387 amino acids.
UGCCGCUUACAUUUGUUUAACUUUUCUCAAUUAAACGCAAAAUGAUUAAAAUUAAGCGAAAACCAGCACCUCCGCCGGUUGAGCAGGACUCGGACAGUGAUUCCAGCAUUGAAGCAGAGGAGCCGCAGGAUGUGGAUAUCCAGGAGGGGCCAGUUACCGACAGCAGCGAUGAGGAAGCUGCCUCCAGCAGUAAAAAACAGCCGAAGAAGGAGGAGUCUGGUGAGGAUGUAGACGAGGAUGAGGACGAAGACGACGAGGAGGACGACGAUGAGGACGAUGAUGAUGACAAGAAGACACGCAUUCCGGUCUUGAAUCCGCUCAGCCUGAUGCGCAACAAGGAGCAGCGUUUGGCCCUCUACAAAAAGAUGAAGAAGGAGAAGCACAAGAAAAAGAUGCAGGAGCGACGUGCCCGCCGCAAGGCAGGAGUCCCUGCCAAUCCGGGCCACACCAUAGAGAGCCUGCGCGAGAAGGACCAGACAGAGGUGGCCAAUCUCAACGACUCCGACAACGAGGAGCUGCAAAAGGAGCUGGAACUGGACGAUUUUAGCUCGUACUUCGAGCGCUCCUACGAGCCCAAAGUGCUGAUCACAUUCGCUGACAAUCCGGUGACUAAGACGCGCAAAUUUGGGCUUGAACUGUCGCGCAUAUUCCCCAACGCUCUGGUGAAGAUCAGGAACAAGUCGUCGGUAAAGAAGAUCUGCAAGAGCGCGGAGCGCGAGGAGUUCACAGACGUGGUGAUCAUCAACGAGGAUCGCAGGAAGCCGAAUGGCCUGCUGGUCAUUCAUCUGCCCAACGGCCCCACUGCACACUUCAAGCUGUCCAACGUGAAGCUCACCUCGGACAUAAAGCGCGACCACAAGGAGAUAACCAAGCACAGGCCAGAGGUGAUCCUGACCAACUUUACCACCCGUUUGGGUCUGACAGUGGGCCGCAUGCUUGGCGCCCUGUUUCACCAUGAUCCAGAGUUCCGUGGCCGCCGUGCCGUGACGUUCCACAACCAGCGAGACUACAUAUUCUUCCGCCACCACCGCUACGAGUUCUCCAAGGAGGGCAAGCGCGUCAAGCUGCGCGAACUGGGGCCGCGUUUCACCCUGAAACUGCGCUCCCUGCAGGAGGGAACCUUCGACAGCAAGACCGGCGACUACGCCUGGAUCAUCAGCAACAAGCGGCACGCCAUGGAGUCCCGACGACGCUUCUUCCUCUAGUUGUAUUUCGGGGCAUUGUAUUUAGGUAUAGAGAGCUUAAUAAACCAACUGAUAAUACAAACAUAA